AUGGAACACUAAAAUUAUUGCACAACAGAAAAUGGAGUUAGAGUCUGUAAUGUUAGUUCUACUUUACCUAAUUGUGCAGCUGAAAAUAUCCUUAUCUAAGAAAGAAAAGCAUUGUGGAUGUCAUUAGCAGGAUUGCCGUAAUACAUUACAUUGGAUUUAUCUCAAGUGUAAGAAAGACCAAAAUUUAUCAAAUGUUUCGGGUUUGAUUGUUGGCAUGAUUAUUAAAGCAAUCCAUCAGUCAUUGAAUUGAUGGUAUCAUUAAAUGGAGAAAAUUUUAUCACUUGGACUACCUUAUAUCCUGAAUUGAAACAAGGAAUAUAGUUGUUUUAAAUUGAUCCCUUAGGAACUAGAUACCAAUUUAUUAAGAUCAUUAUAAAGGAGACUUUUGGUGCUUCUAAAACUUAUUUAAAUUAAGUAUAUUUGCUUGAAGAGUAUGCAAUGAUUAGUACAGAGAGUGUUACUGAAUCUUAGCAAUAGACUGAAAAUAACAAUAGUUAAUAUAAGCAACAAUUUGAAAAAGAAGAGCUAGAACAUCAUGAAAGAUCAGAUAGAAUGGAUAGAUUUGAAAGAAUGGAAAGAUUAGACAGAAAUGAAAGGAAUGAUAGAAAUGAGAGAAAUGAAAGAAAUGAGAGAUAGGAUAUGAAAAUAAAUGAAUAUCAUGAUUUAGCAUAAAAGAUUCAUAGUAUGGGUAGAGAGGUUGCCAGUUUGAAAUAGAGUCACCAAUAAGGAAAAUCAAGUCAAUCAUAAACUAAGUAAGGGUUCCAUAAAAGUAAUAUCACAGAAGAAGUGCCAGAUUCCUUUUAAAGAUUGACUUCAACUGAGAGAAUGGUUCUAGAUAUAUAGAGUAAGAAUUUGAAUGAGAUUAAUGUAUUAAAGAAGGAGGUUUAAGAUUGGAAGGAUAAAUGUGAGUAAUUAGAGAGUUAAGUGCAAAGAUUAUUUAAAUUGGUUACUCAUAUUAAGGAGAAAUAACAAGAACAAGAAGAUUCAAUGCAUAAAUAUAUUUAAUAGAAUUAAAGUGAGGUUAGUUUUGAUGCAAAUAAGAAAUAAGUGUAUAAUAAUGGUUAAGUUACCUCACAAUAAACUUAAUAGUCUUAAUAAAUGACAACAACUCAGUAGCCUUAACCAUAAUAACAUCAAAUGAUCAAGUUUGAAGAGGUAAUUGAUAAGAAAAUAACUGAAUUAUCAGGAAACUUCUAAACAUUAUUUUAAUAAUAAGAAUCAAAGUUUAAGAAUCAGUAAAAGGAGUUAGUCAAAAGCUUCAAGGAUUUUAUUCAAUAGGAAUAACAACAAGAUAAGUAUAGAGAUUAUGAAAAAAAGAAACCAGUUUCAAGGGGAAGAUAAAAAGAGAAAUCAGCAUCAAAAUCAUCCUCAGUCAAAUCAUCGCAUAGUUCUUCAAGUAGUUCAAUAAUAAACUUCAUAAAGUCAAAGAAGGGUUAAUCAAAAUCAAGAUAACAUUCCAAAUCACAUCUUAAAUCACAGCCUAGAUCUAGAUCUCCAGCAGAUUCCAAAGAAAAUGAUAGAUAUGAGAAUAAUAGACUAUCUCCAAAACAAAGAAAAGUGGCUACUUUAUUGGGUAAACUGCAAGAGAAAUUAUAAAAAAGAGUAAUAUGUGUAAUUGAUUAAUUAGGCUAAGAAAAUUGA
Molecule: messenger RNA, 1641 nt
Organism: Paramecium tetraurelia
Lineage: Eukaryota; Ciliophora; Oligohymenophorea; Peniculida; Parameciidae
Exons: 2
Source: RefSeq, a predicted model, not a curated record